Messenger RNA from Saccoglossus kowalevskii, 496 nucleotides. RefSeq names its product glutamate receptor ionotropic, kainate 2-like. Lineage: Eukaryota; Metazoa; Hemichordata; Enteropneusta; Harrimaniidae. Gene Ontology annotation, biological process: monoatomic ion transport. Gene Ontology annotation, molecular function: ligand-gated monoatomic ion channel activity; signaling receptor activity. The record is from RefSeq and is a predicted model, not a curated record. Gene Ontology annotation, cellular component: membrane.
UUGGGAUCUAUGAGAGAAUGUGGAAUUAUAUGACCCAUGUAAACCCAUCACCGUGGUUCCUAAUGCCGAUGCUGGGUACAGGAGAGUUAAAGAAGAAUCGUAUGCUUUCUUUUGGGAUGCUCCAAUAUUGGAAUACAUUAAACAAACUGAGUGUGAUGUAAUGACAGUUGGGAAGCCAUUUAAUUUGAAGGGAUACGGCAUUGCUGCGCCAAUAGGAGCUGAAUAUAGAGAUCAAAUAUCCUUGAGUAUUCUCCGAAUGCAAGAAACAGGGAAAUUGGAAGAAUUGAAAAAGAAAUGGUUUGAAAGAGAAAGUAUUUGUCCUGAAGAUGACAAUACAGGCAGUAGGGAUACAAGCGAUAUAGGACUGGAGACUGUAGCUGGUGUUUUCUAUAUUCUAAUGAUGGGAGCAGCUUUAUCUUUCAUCACGGUUGUGGUGGAACACAUCUGGCACAGGCCAUCAGUGUAUAAGAAGAAAUGCAAGGCAAUCAAAACAAAG